Molecule: messenger RNA, 546 nt
Organism: Adineta steineri
Lineage: Eukaryota; Metazoa; Rotifera; Eurotatoria; Adinetida; Adinetidae
Source: the annotation of a GenBank genome assembly
AUGGCUUCAAUCGUUAAUACAACAUCAACCAACUCAACAUUAACAUCAACAUACUCAUAUCCACCAACAGUUCAAACAGGACCAGUUGGGGAACACGAUCAACCAUAUGCUCUCUAUGGACAUUGGGGUAUUACUUGGCUUUAUCAAUUAACUACUGAUGAGUAUGCUUGGAAUGACUACAUCAAACGUAGUACGGACUUGGUCGAAUAUGGUACGUUCCAAAGUAAAAAUAAUCAUGAAAAAGUGGCGACAUGGGAAGAAGCUCUGGCUUCACGUACAACUCUGAAAGAUACGAAGUCUAAAAGUAAGAAUAAUUAUAAAGUUGCUACAGAUAAACGGCAAAAAAGUCAAUUAUUGGUUGGUAAUAUGCCAGCCAUCGUUUUAUUGAAUCCAGAGGACGCUGGAAGUUUAUUACGAGAGCCUAAGACAGAUGAAGAAAUACACGAACGGGCUUACUGGGACAAAAAUAGUUUCAAGAUUAUAAUGAAGGAAGGUGAAUAUAUAUAUAAAGCACCAGAUCCAGAACCGUAUGACGACGCGAACUAG